GCAAGGAACUAAAACCACAAGAGAUUCAACAUCAGCAAAAGGAUUACAGAUACCAAUCUAUUAACAUCCAAACUAACACAUUUACUUCAAUAAGCUUGACACGAGGAGACCAAUAAAUAGCCAGAAAUUCAAAUGACAUGGAACAGAAGAAGUUACUUUGGGAAGAAAAUGCCACGACUUUCCACCUGGGGCAUCCAUAUCAGGCACCAAUUUCUCAUCUUCCUUUUGCUUCCUGCAAUUCUGCUGCCUCUUUUACAUUUUUGGACUUCCCGGACUAUUGCAGAAUACCACUCCUUGAAAAUUGACUCACUACAUUAAGUUACUCUAAUUGCAAGCCCGACAUUACACUCCAUAACCU
Molecule: messenger RNA, 358 nt
Organism: Linum tenue
Lineage: Eukaryota; Viridiplantae; Streptophyta; Magnoliopsida; Malpighiales; Linaceae
Source: the annotation of a GenBank genome assembly